AUGCUGGAAGCCAAGAGCCUGAACAAGGCAGCUGUUCCUGAAACCCUCUUCGCCGAUCCUUCUCCGGCCAACCUCCAAUCCACCCGCCUUGCUGUCGAUAUAACUGGACUGACUUUUUCAUCAGUCGACCCUAAUUAUAUCUAUGUCCAAGGAGUUGAUUAUGAGGUUCUUUGUGGACAAUGGAAAGAAAGCAAGAAAGCAUUUUCAUUUAGAGGGGACUCGAACUGGCUUGGGUUCAGCAAGUGUUCGGAUAGGGAUAUUUUGGCGGGAUGGUGUGAUUCGGGCAGCAUAUUUGUUGCUGAUGUUUUCUAG
Molecule: messenger RNA, 312 nt
Organism: Striga hermonthica
Lineage: Eukaryota; Viridiplantae; Streptophyta; Magnoliopsida; Lamiales; Orobanchaceae
Source: the annotation of a GenBank genome assembly